GACAUAGACUCCAAAGAGCAAAGAGGCCUUUGUCUAACCCUUGAUAGAGUUGCCCACGCUUUGCUUGAAUUACGAAAUAGGAUUGGUCAUGGUCUUAAGGAAUCUACAUCGCCUCUUGUUAUUAUUAGGGUUGGAGGCUCCACCCCUAGAACUGUUGUGAUAGAUAUUGGCUAUUCCCUUACUCCUCCCCAAGAUAAAGGGAAGGAGAAUAUUCUAGAUAAAGAGUUCAAAGCCUCAAAGUGGGAUGAAGAGCAAGAGGCCCUUGAUAGGGUGCAGGAAUUUGUUGCUAAUGAGGAGGUGUAG
Ilex paraguariensis (yerba mate) is the source of this 303-nucleotide messenger RNA. The record is from the annotation of a GenBank genome assembly. NCBI's taxonomy places the organism in Eukaryota, Viridiplantae, Streptophyta, Magnoliopsida, Aquifoliales, Aquifoliaceae.